GGAGGCUUUCGAGUGAAAAAUGGUAAGGAGUCACAUCAACAACUGGCUACAGACAAGAAAUCAAAACCCAAAGGCAAAGGAAACACCCACUGGCCAGUGCCCACCUCCUCGGAUUUUUCUGUUGUGGUAGAGAUGUACAUGCAUUUUAUGAAGGCCUCAUUGCUCUGCUAAUAAUAACAUGGCAAUUUGAAUCUGCAAGUCAUCAAAUUCCUCGUCAAGUUUUGAAGUGCUUAAAAAACGCAGAGCAACUCUGUCUAGUUUGCUGCUGUACACUUGGUAUCUUUCACUGCUAUCUACUAGCAGCAUAUUAUACUACUUCCUCCCUACCGCGCAAAGAAAAGAUUACACAGAAGAAUAACCUACGGACAGACUCCUUUAAUUCUCUCCCGCUGGUGAAGCCGUUUCUGGGGAUACAAUGUCGCAGGAAUUUCAAGCUAUUACCAUUUACCAGGUUGUUGUUUUGUUGCAAAUAUAGUGGUAAUGGCUAAUAGUACAAUUGAUUAUUUUUUCAAGAAAAGACGUCUAGAACCAAGUGGAAGUGGUGAAACUCCUUGUCCUCUUCGUGAUUCUUCUCCUAAGCAUCAAACAAAGAAAUUUUGUAGAGCUGAAUCUUUAGAGUUUGAUAUUUCAUCCAUAGAACGUGAUCCUGGAAAGCGAAAAUCCAUUUGGGAAUAUCUAGAGCAUCAAAGGGAUGAGGUACGGAGAGCAUGUAUUAAGUUUGGGCCAUACCAACUUGAGCUUCCGAUUGAAUCAAUGGUUGUUGACAAGAAGGGCCGACGUUUCCUUUUCUCUUGGUAUAAAUUGUUUCCAGAUUGGUUGGAAUUUUUUCCAACAAAAAAUGCUGCCUUUUGUCUUCCUUGCUCACUUUUUUCCAAGCCAACGGACCGUUUUGGAUCAAUGGCCUUCACAACUAAUGGAUUUAGAUCAUGGAAGAAGGUAAAUGAUGGAAAAAAUUGUGCUUUUUUAAAUCACAUUGGAAAAUAUCCUAACUCAUCACACAAAGUGGCAAUGCAAUGCUAUCAUGAUUUGGGAAACUCAUUGCAACAUCUUGAUAAAAUUAUUGAGAAGCAAAAUUCUGAGCAGGUUGCAAAAAAUCGGUUGCAACUUCAAGUUUCCAUAGAUGCUGCAAAAUGGUGUGCAUUUCAAGCGGUGGCUUUUAGGGGUCAUGAUGAAAGUUUAGAUUCUAACAAUCGAGCUAAUUUUAUUGAGUUGAUCAAGCACGUGUCUUCUUAUAAUGAAAAAGUGGCUGUUGUGGUCCUCGAUAAUGCUCCUCGAAAUGCAUCUUAUACUUCUCCUGCGAUCCAAAAGGAGAUAUUGUCCAUUUAGUC
Coffea eugenioides is the source of this 1328-nucleotide messenger RNA. RefSeq names its product zinc finger MYM-type protein 1-like. The transcript has 2 exons. The coding region runs from base 481 to 1326 and encodes 281 amino acids. The record is from RefSeq and is a predicted model, not a curated record. NCBI's taxonomy places the organism in Eukaryota, Viridiplantae, Streptophyta, Magnoliopsida, Gentianales, Rubiaceae.